GACCCGGACCCCCUGCGCCUCCUAGGCGGCGCCGCCGCGCCACACAGCUCUUUCGCGGUCUCUCUCUGCCUGGCAGCGGGCACGGCCAAGGGAGUAUUAUGAGGGAGGCCGAGGACUCCACGCUCCGGGCAGAGAAACGGCUCUGGGAUUAGGGAUUGCCACUUCCGAGAGGAUGCUGGGAAUCUGCAGGGGGAGACGGAAAUUCCUGGCUGCCUCGUUGACUCUUCUCUGCAUCCCAGCCAUCACCUGGCUCUACCUGUUUGCCGGGAGCUUCGAAGAUGGGAAGCCCGUGUCGCUGUCUCCGCUGGAGUCCCAGCCCCACAGUCCCCGGUACUCGGCCCUUGGCCAGCGGGAGCGCGAGAGCCUGGAGGUGCGGGUGCGUGAGGUGGAGGAAGAGAACCGAGCCCUCCGCAGGCAGCUCAGCCUGGCCCAGGGCAGGGCCCCAGCCCAUCGCCGUGGCAACCACUCCAAGACCUACUCCAUGGAAGAGGGUACUGGGGACAGCGAGAACCUUCGAGCUGGCAUCGUGGCGGGCAACAGCUCCGAGUGUGGGCAGCAGCCAGUCGUGGAGAAGUGUGAGACGAUCCACGUUGCUAUUGUCUGCGCAGGAUACAACGCCAGCCGGGAUGUCGUCACCUUGGUCAAGUCUGUCCUGUUUCACAGGCGGAACCCUCUGCACUUCCACCUCAUUGCUGACUCCAUCGCCGAGCAGAUCCUGGCCUCGCUCUUCCAGACCUGGAUGGUGCCCGCCGUGCGCGUGGACUUCUACAACGCGGACGAGCUCAAGUCUGAGGUUUCCUGGAUCCCCAACAAACAUUACUCGGGGAUUUACGGCCUGAUGAAGCUGGUCCUGACCAAGACUCUCCCCGCCAACUUGGAGAGGGUCAUCGUCCUUGACACAGACAUCACCUUCGCCACGGACAUCGCAGAGCUGUGGGCCGUGUUCCACAAGUUCAAAGGCCAGCAGGUCCUGGGCUUGGUGGAGAACCAGAGCGAUUGGUACCUGGGGAACCUGUGGAAGAAUCACCGCCCUUGGCCCGCCCUUGGAAGAGGCUACAAUACAGGGGUGAUCCUCCUGCUCCUGGACAAGCUGCGGAAGAUGAAAUGGGAGCAGAUGUGGAGGCUGACCGCCGAGAGGGAGCUGAUGGGCAUGCUGUCCACAUCCUUAGCGGACCAGGACAUUUUCAAUGCCGUCAUCAAACAGAACCCCUUCCUCGUGUAUCAGCUCCCCUGCUUCUGGAAUGUGCAGCUGUCGGACCACACCCGCUCCGAGCAGUGCUACCGAGACGUGUCUGAUCUGAAGGUCAUCCACUGGAACUCCCCCAAGAAGCUCCGGGUGAAGAACAAGCACGUGGAGUUCUUCCGCAACCUCUACCUGACCUUCCUGGAGUACGACGGCAACCUCCUGAGGCGGGAGCUGUUCGGCUGCCCCAGCGAAGCCGAUGUCAACAGUGAGAACCUCCAGAAGCAGCUCUCGGAGCUGGAUGAGGAUGACCUGUGUUACGAGUUCCGGCGAGAGCGCUUCACCGUCCACCGGACCCACCUGUACUUCCUGCACUACGAGUAUGAGCCCGCCGCGGACAACACGGACGUCACCCUGGUCGCGCAGCUCUCCAUGGACAGGCUCCAGAUGCUGGAGGCCAUCUGCAAGCACUGGGAGGGGCCCAUCAGCCUGGCCCUCUACCUGUCGGACGCCGAGGCCCAGCAGUUCCUCCGCUACGCGCAGGGCUCCGAGGUGCUCAUGAGCCGCCACAACGUGGCCUACCACAUCGUGUACAAGGAGGGCCAGUUCUACCCCGUGAACCUGCUGCGCAACGUGGCCAUGAAGCACGUGGGCACGCCCUACAUGUUCCUGUCUGACAUCGACUUCCUGCCCAUGUACGGGCUCUAUGAGUACCUCAGGAAGUCUGUCAUCCAGCUGGACCUCGCCAAUUCCAAGAAGGCGAUGAUCGUCCCCGCGUUCGAGACGCUGCGCUACCGGCUCUCCUUCCCCAAGUCCAAGGCGGAGCUGCUGUCGAUGCUGGACAUGGGGACUCUCUUCACCUUCAGGUACCACGUGUGGACAAAAGGCCACGCGCCCACCAACUUCGCCAAGUGGCGGACCGCCACCACGCCUUACCGGGUCGAGUGGGAGGCCGAUUUCGAGCCGUAUGUGGUCGUGAGACGGGACUGCCCCGAGUACGACCGGAGGUUUGUGGGCUUUGGCUGGAACAAGGUGGCUCACAUCAUGGAACUGGACGCACAGGAAUACGAGUUCACCGUGCUUCCCAACGCCUACAUGAUCCACAUGCCUCACGCCCCCAGCUUCGACAUCACCAAGUUCCGGUCCAACAAGCAAUACCGCGUCUGUCUCAAAACCCUGAAGGAAGAGUUCCAGCAGGACAUGUCCCGCCGCUAUGGCUUUGCCGCCCUCAAAUAUCUCACGGCCGAGAACAACAGCUAGCACCACGAAGCCACCACCAGGGAGAGACAGACAUUCUGCCGGGGGGAGAGCCACUUGCUGUGUGGGGCCCAGCCUUGGAACUCACAAUGAAGCAAUGCUUUUUUUGGUUUGUUUUUAUUUGUCUCUUUGGCCCAACAAGGCUGCCUACACCACAGAGAUCUGGGACAAGGAUCCGUCCAGGCCCGCUCUGCCCCACAACCCAGCAUUCCCAGAAGGUGGGAAAACGAGCUCGUCCCCAGGGUCUCUUCCAGAAUGGGACACGCAAGGGUGAGAGGGAGCCAUGGGGUUAUCCUACCACAAAGCCACACAACCAAGCAGGUCUGUGGGACGUUCUCGUUGCUGUUUAAGAAAAAGGAAGUGAGGGUGCUGGGCGUCAGCCAUCCCAGGAAAUAAAGGCAAAAGGGUCUUUUCAUGCGUCAAACUUUCGUCUUUGCCCUGCCAUCUAGCUGAGUACCCAAGAUGAGGGCAAGCCGAUGAUUGGAACCAACCAUCUAAAAACAAAUAAAUAAAUACCCCGAUGGGGACACUGUGCGUGGCGGGACCUGGAGGCGGGGGUGUUUGGUUCUUUGUCCUCAACGUCACUCUGGUUUUGAUUUGUUUUUGUUGGGGGUGGGGAGUGAGGCGGAUUUUGUUGGUUUGUUUUGGUAUGGGAAUCCAAGAUAGAAAAUCUGACCUUUUAAGGCUCUGACGGAAAAAUCAGCUGCCUCAACCCACACCCUCUAUCCACAGUGGCCCAGCAGGGAGGAGGCAAAUUCAGCCAGUGGUUGAACAUGGGCAGCCUUCUCCAGGGUCAUCACCAAGGCCCCUGUGACCUUGAACUCCCCCCUCCCCAGAAUCCCGGGGCUAAGGCGGACAUAGGAAAACCAACUGUUUUACAAGCGGUCACAUUUUCUAUGGGCAACAACUGAUUCCUGGGGGAAGGGCUUCGAAGGGACUGGUUUGGUGCACGUGAAAGGUGCGAGCCUCUCAGGCCUGUGGAAGGACUAAUGUAAUCCGUGCGAGCGGAUGCUGAAGGUGCACGUGUCCAUUCGGAGAUGUUGGAGACGAGCACAUAGGCUCCUGUGUUCGUUCCCGCCUCACUGCGGUGGGGACGAGGUCACGACCUCAGGCUCCCAUGGGACCUGCCCAGAGGGUAGGCAGGCACCUUCACUGUUAUACAGAUUGAGGAGACACUGGACUUUUUACCCAUUUUCUUGAAUCUUCAAUAUUAAUGUUGUGUUUACAAUGAUGAGAAUGAGAGUCAAUGCCCUCCCCUGCGGGGCGGUUUGUAUUGAGUUGCGAUGUGCCCAGCGAACGCUGCAUUCAAUAAAUGGAAGUAUGGACUGUU
Messenger RNA from Myotis davidii, 3770 nucleotides. It is a transcript of the gene LARGE1, whose product is annotated as like-glycosyltransferase. The transcript is spliced from 15 exons. Gene Ontology annotation, molecular function: xylosyltransferase activity; glucuronosyltransferase activity. Gene Ontology annotation, biological process: protein O-linked glycosylation via mannose. NCBI's taxonomy places the organism in Eukaryota, Metazoa, Chordata, Mammalia, Chiroptera, Vespertilionidae. The coding region runs from base 173 to 2443 and encodes 756 amino acids. The record is from RefSeq and is a predicted model, not a curated record.